Messenger RNA from Lasiodiplodia theobromae, 993 nucleotides. Its product is annotated as Dihydrodipicolinate synthetase. The transcript has 3 exons. The coding region runs from base 1 to 993 and encodes 330 amino acids. Gene Ontology annotation, molecular function: 4-hydroxy-tetrahydrodipicolinate synthase activity. The record is from RefSeq and is a predicted model, not a curated record. NCBI's taxonomy places the organism in Eukaryota, Fungi, Ascomycota, Dothideomycetes, Botryosphaeriales, Botryosphaeriaceae.
AUGCCCACUUCAACCAUCGCCGCCAAGGCGCGGCCGCUGCCCGCCGGCGUCUACUGCCCCGUCAUAACCCUCUACAAAAACACGCCUCUCCAAGAAAUUGACCUGGACGCCAUGUACAAACACUGCCAAUACCUCGUCCGCGGCGGCCAGCACGGCCUCGUGUACCUCGGCACGAACGGCGAGCUGGCACUGCUGGACCGCGAGGAACGCAAGCAGAUCCUCGUCACAGCGCGGCGCGCCGUGACGGACUUGGGCGUGCCAAACUACCCGCUCGUGGCCGGCAUUUCGGCGCAGGGCACCAAGGAGACGGUGCAGCUGGCGCAGGACGCGGCCGAUGCGGGGGCGAGUUUUGCGCUGCUGCUGCCGCCGAGCUAUUGGGCGAAGUCCGUGACUGAGGAGGCGCUGUUGGGGUACUAUCGCGAUGUUGCGGAUCGGAGUCCGUUGCCGGUGGUGUGUUAUAAUUUCCCCGGCGUAACAUCCGGCGUUGACCUCGACUCGGACCAGCUCUCCGCCCUGGCCGCGCACCCCAACAUCGUCGGCGUCAAGCUCACCUGCGGCAACGUCGGCAAAGUCGUGCGGCUGGCCAGCAAAUUCUCUCCCGCGCAAUUCGGCGUCUACGGCGGGUCCUCGGACUACCUGGUGCCGACGCUGGAGGCCGGCGGCGUGGGCUGCGUGACCGGCCUCGCGAACGUCUUCCCGCGCGCAACGGCGCGCAUCUUCGACCUGUGGCAGGCGGGGAAGAAAGAGGAGGCGGCGCGCCUGCAGCAGGUGGUGGCGAAUGCCGAGUGGGCGUGCAAGAAGAGCUUGGCUGCGACCAAGUUUGGCGCGUGGUGGUUUGUUGGAAGGAAGAUCGGGUUGGAGGAUGCGAAGGCGUUUGCGCCCAGGAAGCCGUAUUUGGAGACGAAGGAGGCGUUUCAGAAGUGGACGGUUGAGACGAUGAGUGUGUUGGAGGCGGAUGAGGCGGCGAUUCCAGAGGGGAUUAAGGGGUUGUGA